Messenger RNA from Paramisgurnus dabryanus, 1107 nucleotides. Lineage: Eukaryota; Metazoa; Chordata; Actinopteri; Cypriniformes; Cobitidae. The record is from RefSeq and is a predicted model, not a curated record.
AUGACUCAAACUUUAUAUUUCAGCGUUCUUCUCAUCGCUCUCUGUUCAUUAUCUGAAUGCAUUGAGCGUCGCUAUCACCACAUAAACAUGAUGAAGACCUGGACUGAAGCUCAGAGAUACUGCAGAGAGAAAUACACAGAUCUGGCCACAGUCAACAACAUGAACGACAUGAAACAACUGAUGAAGAUUGUGGAUAACAGCCUGACUGACUAUAUCUGGAUUGGACUGAAGAGAUCAAGUGUUUAUAAAUGGAAGUGGUCUCUGGGUGAUCCUGUGAAAUAUACAAACUGGUCUAAUGGAGACUCAAAUGGUCCAGGUCAGUGUGUUUAUAUGAGAGAUGGAUCAUGGCAUCAUCAGAGCUGUAAUUUGAACAUGAGAUUCAUCUGCUACAAUGAGAUCAAUAAAGGAUUCAUCAUUGAUGAUCCUUCAGGAUCAUGGAGAGACACUCAGAUCCACUGCAGACAGCAUUAUACUGAUCUGACCAGUGUGAGGAAUCAGACUGAGAAUCAACAGAUUCAGAAGAUCAUGAAUGACAAAAACAUAUCUGAAGCCUGGAUUGGUCUGUUCAGUGACUCACUGGAGUGGUCAGAUGAGAGUGAAUCUGGAUUUAGAAACUGGUGGCUUGGUGAACCUAAUAAUGCUGGUGGUUCUCAAGAUUGUACAGCAGCCAGAAGGACAGAGAAUGGUAAAUGGCAUGAUUUGCCUUGCGAUGGCUCUCAGACCUUUGUGUGUCAUGAAGAUAAUCUGAUAUUGAUCCAGAUGAAUCUGAGCUGGUCUGAAGCUCUGAGAUACUGCAGAGAGAAUCAUGUGGAUCUGGUUUCAGUGGAUUCAGAGAAGAUUCAGCGCUGGGUGACAGACGUGAUUGAUGAGUCCUCUACUGAUGCCGUGUGGAUGGGGUUACACUAUUACUGCCAAAUGAACCUCUGGAUCUGGAUACGAGGAGAGGACAUGUGCUAUCAGAAUUGGGCUCCAGGGAACGAAACAAAACUGAUGGACUGCAACACUGAACACAGAGCUGGAGCAGUUCAGUCUGGAGGAGAUCAUCGCUGGAUUAGCCUUCCUCGAUCUCACAAACUCAACUUCAUCUGCAGCAGAAAAGAUAAAUAA